Heteronotia binoei (common prickly gecko) is the source of this 3043-nucleotide messenger RNA. Its product is annotated as zinc finger and SCAN domain-containing protein 30-like. The record is from RefSeq and is a predicted model, not a curated record. NCBI's taxonomy places the organism in Eukaryota, Metazoa, Chordata, Lepidosauria, Squamata, Gekkonidae. Gene Ontology annotation, molecular function: RNA polymerase II cis-regulatory region sequence-specific DNA binding; DNA-binding transcription factor activity, RNA polymerase II-specific. Gene Ontology annotation, biological process: regulation of transcription by RNA polymerase II. The transcript is spliced from 6 exons. The coding region runs from base 667 to 2781 and encodes 704 amino acids.
GGUCCCGCCUCCCUCCCUUGUAGGAAGCGGCUGCUAAGAAGUGUCUUCGGCUGGCUGGCUGCUGCUGCUGCUGCGCGGCCGGUCCGGCGCGCCGGGAAUGCGCAGUUGGCCGCCAGCAGAAGGAUUUGGAAGAUCCGUCGGAGAAAGAGCGCAAGAGUCGGAGAGAGACGCUCCGUUUUGGAAACCGGGGGAGGCUUCCAGGUGGAUAACCCCCCAGAUCAGCGCGUUUCUGACCCAGGCGCCUCUCCCCGGGCUGAUCCCGGCGCACUUCCUGGAAAAAGAAGCUCCUUUCUCAGAUAUUUGUUCCGUUUCUGUAGAAACUACUUCGUGCCUGAAUACCUUCGGAACCUGCUGUGUCUGUCAAACCAGCUUGUUAAAGUGUGAGACAUGCCCGUAUAGAGAAGUGUGAUUGGUUGCUAGGCAAUGCACAUGUUCCUCUCUGGUGCCCUACAGUGGUAAACCCUUGAAGACCCAAGUCUUCGCACCUUGGAUAAGAGAGUUCAAAACCUGGUCUCUGUUUUUGUUUUUGCUGUUAAUCUUGAGGGACUCGCUACAAUUAAUAUUUAAGAAUCUUUGCUCUCAUGGACUUGUGAACCUAAAACGAAGGGCAUCUCCUCCUCCUCCUCCCUGUGUGAAGUAGCCUCCCAUUAAGUGUCAGCGGACAAAAUGGCCGCCUUGAAUUGGCCUUUCCAGACUGUUCUACAGCAGGGAGCAAACCCUGGCAUGAAAAUUGUGGGGACACCCCAAGCAAGGCCCCCAGAAGAGGAAAAUGUGAUUCCUCGUGUUGUCCAGGUGGGAACUAUUGGGGAGUUUCUAGGCUGUGUGGCGCCCCAAAAGGUGACUCAGGGACCCGAGGAAGCAUUGUCCCAGUGCUGGGAAACUCAGUGGCAGGAGGUCUUGAAGGCUGUGCAGCCCCUUACUUUUGGACAGGAAACCCAACAGCAGUUGAAAACUUUGGCAUGGGACAAUACAACAGCCUCAUCUGAGGUAAUCUCUGAUACUGGCCAGUGGGCUGGAGGAGAAGGAAGUACUCAGCUCCUAAUGGAGGAUGACAGAAACGCUCUGCAGACUUUGAGCAAUCCAGACAAUGGAGGUGAUGGGACGGGAAGGGAAGACACAAUGAGAAAGGAGGCCCUUGAUGCAGAGAUGCAGCGGCGACGCUUCCGGCAACUGAACUAUCGGGAGACUGAGGGACCCCGCAAGAUUUGUGGGCGACUCCAGGAGCUUUGCCACCGGUGGCUGAGGCCCGAGAGGCACACCAAGGAACAGAUCCUGGAGCUGGUCAUCCUGGAGCAGUUCCUGGCAAUUCUGCCUCAGGAUAUCCAGAGCUGGCUCCGGGACUGUUGCCCUCAGGCUUGUUCUCAUGCGGUAGUCCUAGUGGAGGAUUUCCUGAGGAGCCAGCAACAAGAGACCAAGAUGAUGGCACCUUGUGAGGAGGAUGUGAUUAUAGCCUCCUCUGACACAGAGUGGUCUCAACUGGGCUCUGGAGCAAGAUAUUUAUGUGGGGAAACUCAGCUGGAGGACAGGCAGGAUUCAAACUUAUCAGGGAAAGACAGAUGCCUGCAUGUUUAUCCCAUUUCACCAGGCGAGGGAACUCUGAAUGGGAAUAAUUUGAGUCCUUCUCAGCAGGGAAGUUCUGAGCUGCCGGUGCCAGUUGAGGUACUCUCAGGACAAUCUGGGUGGCUUGAAGGCCGUUGCGGGCCUCAGCAGGAUCACAGGACAGAGCCGCCUCUGACAUGGGAGGAAAUCACUCGCUGCAGUGAAGGGGUGUACGAAACCGAGGUGUGCUUGGAAGAGUACAAGCACUGGUGCCUUGAAUGCGGUGAAACCUUCCCAGACGCCUGGCAACUCGUUGAGCACCAGAAGACGCACCCGCGUCCCAAGCGCCCAGAGUGCCCAAAAUGCGGGAAGAGCUUCCGAGACCUUUCGCAUGUCAUUCGACACCAGACCGUACACACGGGAGAGAAGCCGUACAGCUGUCUCGAGUGUGGGCAAAGCUUCACCCAGAAACCAGCUCUCAGUAGACACCUGCAGAAACAUCAGGGAGGUUUUGAGAGCAACACUCCCCGCCAGAGGAGCCCCGCCACUGGCAAGUGCUCUCAGUGUCAGGAGUGCGGGAAGAGCUUCCGAGACUUUUCUCAUGUCCUCCGGCACCAGACGGUCCAUACGGGUGAGAAACCGCACAAGUGCACGGAGUGCGGGCAAGGGUUUACACAAAAACCAGCCCUCAACAGGCAUCUGCAAAAACAUCUGGAAUCCAAGCCCUAUACAGCAGGCAAUGGGGAACUGCGUGUGUGUCAAGAAAGCACUUGGUUUAAUCCAGUGGGAUCAGCACAGAGGCUGUCCGGAACAUUCCAAGAGAAUGCCUCCAGUACCUUUACAAGCAGUCAUGAAGCAGUGCCUCAGCCUAUGAAGAAAUUUCACAGGGACCUCAUGCCAAGGCCAGAAGGCAACAAACCCUUGAAAAAAAAACUGAACCGCCGGGGACAAAAGAACCACUGGUGUGUCACAUGCGGGAAAGGCUUUCGGGACAAAGCGGACGUAGUUCGGCACCAGCGAGUCCACACUGGUGAAAAACCCUUUGCGUGCCCAGACUGCAGGAGGCGGUUCAGCACCACCUCGUCGUUAUACAAGCAUCGGAUAAUCCACAGGCCACCCAACCUGGAGGCGGCCACUUCGUCCACGGGUGAAACGACCUUACAGAAGGUCCCGAUGAAAAUGGGUCAGGGAGCUGAGGGGCAGGUGUCUUUAACCCCUUGGGUGAAUGGGGAGAAACAUUAGGGGUAGCCAAGGGAUAAGCAGGUUCUUUGACGGUUGGACAUGCCCAUUCAAAACAGCUGGCAAAAUUUUUGUCUCCAGUUUAGUCUUCUGGAAAUAACACAGAUAAAGAUUCCUAAUUAUUGAAAAUAGUUUAUAUAAAUAUUAUUAUUAAAUUUAUUAUUAUUAUUACAGACAGUAGCACUUGAUAGGGGAGACCUUCACUUGAUUCCCCUCCCACUACAAAUCCCUUUCUUGUCUUGAAUAAACCCGUUUUGGUCACGAA